Molecule: messenger RNA, 879 nt
Organism: Akanthomyces muscarius
Lineage: Eukaryota; Fungi; Ascomycota; Sordariomycetes; Hypocreales; Cordycipitaceae
Exons: 1
Coding region: 1-879 (292 amino acids)
Source: RefSeq, a predicted model, not a curated record
AUGCCUUCUCGUACCAACAUGGGUUCCCGCCGCGAGUCGUGGCCGCCCACGCAGCUGCGCCUGGUGCGGUCCAGCUCCGCCAAGAGCACCGAGCCACGCCCGCUCCUCGAGGACAUUGACGAGGAUCCCCUCACCUACUUUCUCACCCCCAACGCCGACGACCAGGACCUGCAGCACUUUUCCGACUCGGACGACCCCGACGACGUCCUCGACUUUGACGCCGGCAUCGAGGUCGCCGGCCGGCCCAAGAACCUGGUCCGCAGCGUAAGCCCUUCGACCCUGGACGGCCUGCGCAAGGGCCUGGGCGGCGGCGUCCGUCUCCGCCGCGCCGCGUCGCCGGACUUCGACUCGGACGGCCUGACGUCCGAGGACGACGACGACGGCGAGGACUACGUUCGCUUCUUCUCCUCCUCGCCUUCCUCGCCGCCCGCGUCGCCGCCACCGUUUCGCACCCGCAGCCCCGGCAGCCUGCUCAGCGCCAUGCCUCGGCACAGCUUCGCCGGGUUUCGCUCGCGCAGCCCCAUCAUGGGCGGGUUUGCGUCCCCUGCGUCGUCCUCAUUCCCGGCACCGGCACCGUCGUACUCCACCAACACCACCACCACCAUGGCACCGGCGGCGGCUUCUGCGCGCGGACGGGCCACCUUGGCAUCGCGCCGCGGCCGAUCGUUUGCCGGCGCUGGUGCCUCGGCUCGUCUGAGCAGACCAGGCCAUCUCUGGCGCGAGCCGAGCGCGGAUGUCUGGUCCAUCGAGGAGGAGACGGAGGAGGAGCUGAUGAUGAGUGAGACGCGAGGUCGCGCCGGCGGAGUGGCCACCAGCACGGCCUUCCAGCGGGCCAAGCCGAUCAAGAGGGUUCGCUUUGUGCUUCCUGAUGAGGAGUGA